AUGGAUGAAAUAUAUUUGCCAACAUUCAAUUCUCAUGCAAUCGAAGCCAAUCUUCACAAGAUUCCACAUUUAAGAGAGUUCUAUCUUUAUUUCAAUGAUGAUUAUAUAUUUGGGCGACCGGUUUCGAUAAAUGAUUUUUUUAAUUCGACAUGUCUAGUGAUUUAUGGUGACGAUCGAUUGACCUCAAACACGAAUGUUUCAUUAAACAUCCAUAAAAGGGCCAUGCUGAACACGAAUGCUAUUCUCGAUAAUCAAGGAUUCACGAACCGAACUCGUCACUUUCUUCCACAUGCCCCACAUCCGCUUCGAAAAUCAGUUGCCGAAGAGCUUUGGUCUAAAACAUUCAGUGAAAUCCAUCGGCAACAAUCAUCGCAUCGUUUUCGGGAUAUGAGAGAUAUUCAUCCAACAUACUUUCUUUCACAAUAUUUACUCGAACAAGGGUAUUGUGUGGAACAACGACGAAUGAAAAGCACGUGUGUGUAUGGUGAAGAUUUUUGUAACCAAGUAUUAACAAAUAACUUGGGGAAAGUUAGACAAUUUUUCGAUAGACUUCGAAUGCUAUCGCUCAUGCCAAAAUUUUUGAGUAUUAACGAUCGUACAAGUUCAAAUUAUACAAAACAACAUAUUAUUCACCGAGAAUUUGAAGGAUUUUUGAAAGAUUUGUUUCCAAAAAUAAGUAGAUUUGAAUCGAAUGAUUGUACACUUUGA
This is a messenger RNA of Didymodactylos carnosus, 708 nucleotides long. The record is from the annotation of a GenBank genome assembly. Lineage: Eukaryota; Metazoa; Rotifera; Eurotatoria; Philodinida; Philodinidae.